This is a messenger RNA of Labeo rohita (rohu), 1274 nucleotides long. RefSeq names its product contactin-3-like. The transcript is spliced from 6 exons. Lineage: Eukaryota; Metazoa; Chordata; Actinopteri; Cypriniformes; Cyprinidae. Bases 36 to 1175 code for a protein of 379 amino acids. The record is from RefSeq and is a predicted model, not a curated record.
UUAUUUGUUUAACAGAAAAAAAGUCUGUGUCUGUGAUGAAGGGAGAUUCAGUCCCUCUACACACUGAUAUUACAAAAAAAAAAGACGACAGAAUCAGAUGGUAUUUUAAUGACAUUCUCAUCGCUCACAUCAACGGAGAUCCGAGUAAGACCUGUACAGAUGUUCAGUGUAAUGAUGGUAAUGAGAGAUUCAGAGACAGACUGGAGCUGGAUCAUCAGACUGGAUCUCUGACCAUCACAAACAUCACAUCCACAGACUCUGGACUUUAUAAACUACUGAUCGCCAAAGGCCAAGAAAUAAUCUUCCAUGUUUCUGUUCUUGAAAAAAAGUCUGUGUCUGUGAUGGAGGGGAAUUUAGUCCCUCUACACACUGAUGUUUCCAAAAAAAAAGAUGACAGAAUCAGAUGGUAUUUUAAUGACAUUCUCAUCGCUCACAUCAACGGAGAUCCGAGUAAGACCUGUACAGAUGUUCAGUGUAAUGAUGGUAAUGAGAAAUUCAGAGACAGACUGGAGCUGGAUCAUCAGACUGGAUCUCUGACCAUCAUGAACACCAGAACCACAGACUCUGGACUGUAUCGACUACUGAUUGCCGAUGGCAAAGAAACAAUCUUCCUUGUUUCUGUUCUUGCUGUGAAGUCGGUGAAGCAGGGAGAAUCUGUCAUUUUAGAUACUCCUGAAGUAAAAAACCCAAAUGAUGACAUGACAUGGUAUUUUAAUGGCACUCUAAUUGCUGAAAUCACUGGAGAUACAAGUAAGAUCUGUACAGAUGGUCAGUGUGAUGAGAGAUUCAGAGGCAGACUCAAGCUGGAUCAUCAGACUGGAUCUCUGACCAUCACAAACACCAGAACCACAGACUCUGGACAAUAUAAACAGGUCACCAGCAACAACAGCCGUCGACGUCGCAGCAGCAGCAGCAGCAGCAGCAGCAAAGAGAAUAUAAAAAGCUUUAAAGUUACUGUCAAUGAUUCAGGUCUGUCUCCAUCUGCAUUUCCAUCUGCUGUAGUAGGAAUAUGUGUACCUGUUCUGCUGAUUUUUGCAGUUGUUGGUGUUGUUGUGAUUUGCUAUCUCCGCAGGAGCUCCAGAAAGGUCAACACAGACAUGGAGAAAAACAAACAAGACAAGCUACUGAGAAAGGACAACACUGAGACAGAGGAAGACAGAGGUCAAAUGACCUGAGUAGAGAACAGUUUUUGCAAUUUUAUAAUUUUAAUGCCCUUAUUUCUUGUGUGAAAAACUGUAAGGAUAUUCCAACUUUAUUUCAAAUAUGCCUUAUUG